AUGAAUCGAUUUACUGAUAUAGAAUCAAAGCCAAUACAACUUCCACCAGUCUAUGGUUAUUUAUCUCAUCCACUAUUACCCCUCGAAAAAGCUCUUGAACCAAUCGCAUCUCAGAUCAAUCAACUCAGUCGUUAUAAGAAAAUUGCUAUAAACGAAUGUCAUUUUCCAUCUGAACACGGACUUACUCGAGAUGAGUCAGCAGCCGUUUAUCUGUACACAAUGGAAUGGGGCGAAGAGAGCUUCUAUCAAGUAAUCAAUCGUUAUCUACGUGCUGAAGAUAGAUCAUCAUUAAAACCUUGGUUCGGUUAUCUAAAACUAUUUGAUACAGCCAUACAAAAGCUACCCACUGUUCGAAAGAAUCUAUGGCGUGGCGUUUCAAAAGAUAUAGCAAAGAAUUUUAAAAAAGGCGAUGAAUUCUCGUGGUGGAUGAUUAGUUCAUGUUCAACGUCACUGAGCAUCAUCAAAAAUUUCGUCGGCUCGAAUUCAACAUUAUUCUUGAUUGAAGCCGUGAAUGGGAAAGAUAUUUCAAAUUACACAAACUUUCCAAGUGAAAGUGAAGUAAUUCUUUGCCCAGGCACUCGACUUCGUGUUGUCAGUGAUCCUCUGGAUCAAACACCCAUGUGCGUGGUUCAUUUAUAA
Messenger RNA from Rotaria socialis, 639 nucleotides. Lineage: Eukaryota; Metazoa; Rotifera; Eurotatoria; Philodinida; Philodinidae. The record is from the annotation of a GenBank genome assembly.